AUGGCCACCAUCUCUGCCGCCACCGCCGCCGCCGCCAUCUUGCCGGAAAAGAUGGGCGGUCGUGAUCCGGUCCCGAUCGAGAUAGGUGCACGUGGUACAGUGGGAAACCUUGUGAUGAAAGAGAUAGAGUAUUUCAAGAAACUUGAGUUGGGUCGUGGUGAUCAUGACAAUUGUUCGAGAAGAAACUUUUUUCAUCCCGAUAAGAAGCACGGUGGCGAUGGGGGUGGUUCAAAUUUUUGGCCUAGUUUCGGGUUCUUAAACGUCACGUGGCGGCGUGCGAAGAGAAAGGGUGGUGGUGGUGGUAGUAGUGGUAGGUUUUUGCCAAGAAUGUGCACCGUGGUGGAUGUCGCUGAGAGCCGCCAUCAUAACCACCAUAGAUUGAGCAAGAUUCCUAGCUUCGGGUACCGAAACCUUAAAGACGACAUUGACCACUUCGAGGUUUAA
This is a messenger RNA of Cynara cardunculus var. scolymus (artichoke), 444 nucleotides long. RefSeq lists its product as uncharacterized. NCBI's taxonomy places the organism in Eukaryota, Viridiplantae, Streptophyta, Magnoliopsida, Asterales, Asteraceae. The transcript has a single exon. The coding region runs from base 1 to 444 and encodes 147 amino acids. The record is from RefSeq and is a predicted model, not a curated record.